Messenger RNA from Saprolegnia diclina VS20, 2196 nucleotides. RefSeq lists its product as hypothetical. Lineage: Eukaryota; Oomycota; Saprolegniomycetes; Saprolegniales; Saprolegniaceae. Bases 1 to 2196 code for a protein of 731 amino acids. The record is from RefSeq and is a predicted model, not a curated record. The transcript is spliced from 4 exons.
AUGAGCACGCACGAGGCAGGGACGACCGAGCCGUCGAUCGAGGACGAGCUACUGCUGCUCAGCGACGAGCGCCAGCGCGACUUUGGCACGCUCACGGAGCUUGUCAAGACGAGCUGCUCGGCGAUGUUUAGCCAGCGCCUGCUUUUCAUGACCUUCAAGGACGCCAACUACUCGGUGGCGGACGCCUUCCAGCGCGUCUCCAAGCGCGACGAGGCGAAGAAACGCGGGCGCAAUGGCGACGACCGGGGUGCGCCCAAGCGUCAGAAGAACUCGCGUAUGUCGCUGCCCGCGUACGUAGAGACGCACAACUGGUCGCCGUCGAUUGCCGAGGAGACCGAGUACCCAAACGCGUACUAUGGCGUCGCGAGCUCGGCGCCGCCUCGUUUGGACAGCGACCGGCUCAGUUACUUGAUCAAGAACGAGGUCGGUGUUCCGUUGAGUCAGUCAAAGGCGUCGCAGCGUGACGACGACGACGACGACGAGACGUACAUGCAGGAUGUGCCAGAGCGCAGUGAGGUCGACUGCUUCAACCAUCUCUCGAGCUACUGUUUGAAGCUGCGCGAGCCCAAGCCGGAGGCCGCCGCGGGAACCCCGACGAUCGAGCACACCCGCAGCCUCCAGCAAAUGUUUGAGACGCUCGUUGCAGUGACGACCGACGAAACGCUGGCCCUCACCGAGGCCGCUUGCGCCACCUACAACACUGCCGAAGCCACCAACACGAGCGACUUUGAUCGGACCGACGAGCUCGUGCUGCUUCAAGACAUAAUCAUGGCGCUGCCCCACGCCCACGACCUCGACCGCCCGCACAAGGUCGUGCGGCCGACCGACGACACCAUCGCGGACCUCGAGAAUGCGGCACAGGUGACGCUCUCGGCCCAUCCGUCUGCGUGCGAGGCAAACGUGGCCGUGCUCCACGCCGUCUGCCUCGCCUACGCCACGCGCAUGCAGGCGUAUGAAGCCGCCAAGGAGGACCUCAUGCGCCUGCACGCCGCCGUCCACAAGGACUUUACACACCUCGGCGAGCGCGUCGCAGCCAAGAUGACAAAGAGCUCUCAUGGCGUGGCCAGCGCCGACGAGAUGCUCGGGGAGAAGCAAGCCGCUGAAGAGAGCGCGGCGGCGGCUGUCCAGGCGCUCGUCGAAGUGGCUCGUUUGAAAGCCGAAGAGUCGGGCGCCACAGCGAGCGCUGCUGUGAUCAGAGCGCAACGCUCCGUCUUUGCCGACGAGGCCAAUACCGAGGCGGUUGCUGCGCUCGCGGCGCAGGCCAGUGCCGAGCUCGACACGGGCGCGGCCUCGAAGCUCUGGCGCGCAGCCCGCGAUUUUCACGCGUUUUUCGAAGCGGCAAAGGCCCUUUUGGACCACGUGGAGAGUGCGCGGCUGAAGACGAUGGACGCGGCCGUCACGGCGCUGGCGACCGAAGCUCAGAGUGCGUCGCGCAUUGGUCUUGAAAAAUUGACGAGCACGCUGCCCGUGCUCUGCAAGGAGCUCACGCAUCUGGAGACGACGCUCGACCAGCGCGCCAAGCACGCGACCCAAGAGCUGCACUGCCAAAAGGUCAAGCUCGAGACGCACACCCGGCACCUCGGCACGAUGGUCAAGUCGCGCCGACAGGAGGUCGUCGCCAUGAUUGCUGAGUUUCAAGACGUGAUUGUGCUCUGCGGCAAGGGCCUCGAGACGGCCGCGACCCAACAACGCGCACUCUGGGCGAUGCUGAAGGACUUGAUGCCGAAGGCGGCGUUGGAGGCGCUCGUCCGCGCGUGCCGGCCGCAGCUCACGCCGCUCAAGAGCCCGCUGCGCCACGUCUUUGCCGACUUUGCGCACAUUGCGGCAUCACCUGCUGCCGCUCGCCACAAUGCGCCACCGCCGUUCCAGGCGCCAGCCCUCCCAGCACCGCCGACACCCGUGGCCGCUCGCCAGGACGCGCCGACGUCACCGUGCGCACAGGAGCUCAUCGUGCCCCCGCCCAAAUUCAAGGUGGGCGACCACGUCUUUGCCAAGUUUGCCAGCGGCAGCGGGGCCGUGUACGCACCGGCGCAGGUCAUUGGUGUGCUCCCAAGCCGCGUCUACCUCCUCGUGUUUGCCGAUGGCGACCAGUACAGUCUCGACGAGCUCUUUUUGUUUUCGCCAGCCGAGCACGAGCAGAUCCAACUCGCCGCCAGCGCCGAAGCGCCGGCCCGCGGCGGCUGCGCACUUAUGUAA